UUAAGGAGUAAGAAAAUAACUGCUGUACAAAACUGUGUAGGCAAAUAUAUUUUGGGAACAGCGUCACCGGUGGAUCAUCGGCGGCAUGCCAUUCUACUCCCGACGCGGCGCCGGCGGUUGGGUGCAAUCGCUCCUUCCCAUAUCCAGGCCAGCCACCAAGCAAUCUCGGAAGCCAAGGAGGCGGACUGCCGUCGCAUUUCGCGACUUCAUCUUGUCUAACUUCUUCACAAUCGGGGUCUGCUUCACCUUCAUCGUUUUCCUUUUCAUUUUAUUUCGCUCGGCCUCCGUCACGAAGUCCGUCCAGCUCCGCUCGUCUGCGUCCCGAGCACGCUCCUCCCGGCCUCGAAAGCUUCCUUUGCAUAAGUCUCCCAACGUGAGUGUCUUGGCGGCGGCUGUGGAUAUUACGACGAAAGAUCUCUAUGACAAGAUACAGUUCUUGAAUGAGGACGGUGGUCCUUGGAAGCAGGGAUGGCGAGUGAGUUACAGAGGCAAUGAGUGGGAUGAGGAAAAAUUGAAAGUGUUUGUUGUGCCACAUUCGCAUAAUGAUCCUGGAUGGAUGCUCACUGUUGAGGAGUAUUAUGAUCAGCAGUCCAAGCAUAUUCUGGAUACUAUUGUUGAAACGCUUUCCAAGGAUACUCGAAGAAAAUUUAUAUGGGGAGAGAUAUUUUAUUUAGAGAGAUGGUGGAGGGAUGCAUCAAAAGUGAAGCAAGAUUCCUUAGUCAAUUUAGUGCAGAAUGGGCAGCUGGAAAUUGUUGGCGGUGGAUGGGUGAUGAACGAUGAGGCUAAUUCACAUUAUUUUGCUAUCAUUGAGCAGAUGACUGAAGGUAGUAUGUGGUUAAAUGAGACUGUUGGAUUUAUUCCUAGGAAUUCUUGGUCAAUUGAUCCAUAUGGAUACUCAUCCACCAUGGCUUAUCUAUUGAGGCGUAUGGGCUUUGAAAAUAUGCUUAUACAGAGAGCACAUUAUGAGCUGAAGAAGGAGUUGGCAUUGCACAAGAAUUUGGAAUUUAUAUGGAGGCAGAGCUGGGAUUCUGAAGAAACAUCUGAUAUUUUUGUCCACUUGAUGCCCUUCCGUUCUUAUGAUAUUCCAAAUACUUGUGGCCCAGAACCUUCUGUUUGCUGCCAGUUUGAUUUUGCUCGCAUGCGUGGAUUUGUAUAUGAGAGUUGUCCCUGGGGAGAUCCAGUGGAGACUGAUCAAGAAAAUCUGCAGGAGAGGGCACUUAAAUUAUUGGAUCAAUAUCGGAAGAAAUCAACACUUUACCGAACUAACACACUUCUUGUUCCCCUUGGUGAUGAUUUCCGCUACAUCAGCAUUGAUGAAGCAGAAGCUCAGUUCAGAAAUUACCAACUCUUAUUUGACUAUAUUAAUUCUGAUCCUAGCUUGAAUGCUGAAGCUAAGUUUGGGACUUUGGAUGACUAUUUUAGUACCCUUCGUGAUGAGGCUGACAGGAUAAAUUAUUCACAAACUGUUGAAAUUGGCUCUGGUGAGAUUGGAGGUUUUCCUUCCCUAUCUGGUGAUUUUUUCACUUAUGCUGAUAGAAAUCAAGAUUAUUGGAGUGGCUAUUAUGUCUCUAGGCCAUUCUUCAAGGCUGUUGAUCGUAUAUUGGUCCAAACACUUCGAGGUGCAGAAAUGAUGAUGGCUUUUGUAUUAGGACAUUGCCAGAGAGGACAAUGCGAGAAGUUUCUUACUAGUUUUUCAUACAAGUUAAUUUCAGCUAGACGUAACCUAGCUCUAUUCCAAAAUCAUGAUGGCAUCACUGGUACUGCUAGGAAUCAUGUGGUUGAAGACUAUGGGAAGCGGUUGCAUAUAGCAUUAGAAGACUUGCAGAUCUUUUUGUCCAAGGCUUUUGAAGUUUUGUUAGGAAUUCGCCAUGAUAAAUAUGAUAUAAGUCCAGCUAUGUUCGAGCCGGCACAAAAAAGUUCUAGAUUUGAUAUGCGGCCCAUGCAUAAAGUUAUAAAUGCUCUUGAAGGAACUGUGCAAACUGUGGUCCUUUUCAACCCACUGGAGCAAACAAGAAAUGAGGUUGUAAUGGUGGUGGUCGAACGACCAGAUGUUACAGUACUAGACUCAAAUUGGACAUGUAUAAAGAGCCAGAUUUCUCCUGAAUUGCACCAUGACCAAAACAGUACAUUCACUGGAAGACACCGUGUUUAUUGGAAAUCUUCAGUUCCUGCUAUGGGACUACAAACUUAUUAUGUGGCUAAUGGAUUUGUGGGAUGUGAGAAGGCCAAACCAGCAAGUCUGAGGAUCUUUUCUCCAUUCAAGCAAUUGGUUUGUCCCACUUACUAUCCUUGCUCAGAUAUUGGAACUGACAUAGUUGAAAUCAGCAAUUGGCAUCACAGGCUCACCUUCAACGUAAGUCAUGGCCUGUUGCAGAAAAUAAGUCAUAAGGAUGGCCACGUGAAUGUUGUUGGUGAAGAAAUUGCUAUGUACUCUAGCACUGGGAGCGGAGCCUACCUCUUCAAGCCCCGUGGGGAUGCUGAGCCUAUCACUCAAGCUGGCGGACUAAUGGUGGUCUCUGAGGGCCAUUUGGUGCGAGAAGUUUACUCAUAUCCAAGGAAUGAAUGGGAGAAAGCUCCUUUAUCCCACUUUACGCGGAUAUAUAACAGUGAGAGUACCUUACAGGAAUACAUCAUUGAAAAAGAGUACCAUGUUGAGCUUCUGGGACGGGAGUUUGACAAUAGAGAGCUGAUAGUUAGAUAUAAAACAGAUGUUGAUAAUAAGAGGAUCUUUUACUCUGAUCUAAAUGGUUUUCAGAUGAGCCGUAGGGAAACUUAUGACAAGAUACCUGUGCAGGGAAAUUACUAUCCAAUGCCGUCUCUUGCAUUUAUUCAAGACAUGAAUGGAGAGCGGUUCUCUGUUCAUACCAGGCAGUCUUUCGGUGUGGCUAGCUUAAAAAAUGGGUGGUUGGAGAUCAUGCUAGAUCGUCGAUUAGCUGCAGAUGAUGGGCGUGGUCUGGGCCAAGGAGUGAUGGAUAACCAUCCCAUGAAUGUUCUUUUUCACCUCAUUGUGGAAUCUAACAUUUCGAAGCCCAGCAAUCCUAGUUUGAAUCCUGAUCCUCUUAGCCCCUCUCUUUUCUCUCAUUUAGUUGGUGCUCAUUUAAACUAUCCUAUGAAUGUAUAUAUUGCUAAAACUGCUGAAUCGAUAUCUGUGCAGCCACCCCCUAGACUGUUUUCUCCUUUAGUGACUUCCUUACCGUGUGACUUUCAUAUCGUGAACUUCAAAGUUCCUCAGCCUACGAAAUACUCUCAGCAGCCCCUCAGCGAGAUCAGAUUUGCCCUCAUUGUCCAAAGGCGACAAUGGGAUUCUGCAUAUUGUCAUAAAGGCAGAUCACAGUGUUCCACAAUGACUGAUGAGCCAAUAAGCCUGUUUAAUUUCUUCAAGGGGUUUACUGUUUUGAAUUCAAGAGCUACUUCUAUUAAUCUCAUACUUGAGGAUACUGAUCCUCUUGGCUAUAAUGAUCACUUUGCAGCCGGUGCACAUGAGGGACACGUCCUCAUCUCCCCCAUGGAAAUACAGGCUUACAAUUUGCGACUACAGCCGGAGGAUAUAUUCCGUUGACAGUAGUUACAACUGAUGUUAGCUGAGGAAUUACCAGGUGAGUUUCUACUACAGCUAUUAAUUUUGCAGCUUGUAUCAAUGGAGGGUCUAGUCAAGUAUUUUUCUUGCAACACAGGCUUGUCAGAGUUUUGUAGAAUUAGCUCGCAAGGUUGAGGAAAUGUUUAUUUGUUCCUUAACUUGCUCCUAAGGAUACACAUGAAUAACAUUCUUCGAUGCUUUUGUUGUUC
This is a messenger RNA of Andrographis paniculata, 3786 nucleotides long. RefSeq names its product alpha-mannosidase 2-like. Gene Ontology annotation, cellular component: Golgi membrane. The coding region runs from base 86 to 3559 and encodes 1157 amino acids. Gene Ontology annotation, molecular function: carbohydrate binding; alpha-mannosidase activity. The transcript has 4 exons. Gene Ontology annotation, biological process: mannose metabolic process; N-glycan processing; protein deglycosylation. The record is from RefSeq and is a predicted model, not a curated record. NCBI's taxonomy places the organism in Eukaryota, Viridiplantae, Streptophyta, Magnoliopsida, Lamiales, Acanthaceae.